Mitosporidium daphniae is the source of this 753-nucleotide messenger RNA. RefSeq lists its product as uncharacterized. The record is from RefSeq and is a predicted model, not a curated record. The coding region runs from base 1 to 753 and encodes 250 amino acids. NCBI's taxonomy places the organism in Eukaryota, Fungi, Microsporidia. The transcript has 2 exons.
AUGUAUCUCUCCUCCAGUCAGCGCCUUCACUAUAAAGUUGUGCAGAUUUUUCUCCUCUUGCUGAUAGCGAUUGGGGCAUCUUUUUCCCAAUAUUCCACCAAUGCUGGAAAACAAUAUCCCCCGCAAAAUCAGCAACCGCCUAGCUCUGGUCAUGGGUCCAUACCUAGCACUGGUAACCCGUUGCCCCCCUCUCAAGGACCAAUACCAUCUGGAAACGGAAUUCCAGGUGGAAAUAUUUUUCCUGGAAGCGGAAUUCCGAGUGGAAACAUUUUUCCUGGAAAUGGUGGAGCGUGCAAUCCGCAGCAGAAUCAGAUGGGAUCUCAGUCAAAUUCACCAACUCCUCAAAGUGCAGGACCUGUCAACAUUCUUGGAGGCUUUCCACAGAGUAAUGGCGUUUCUUUAGGAAAUGAUCAAACUCCAAGCAAUAGUCCUUCUUUUGGAAACGGUCAAAUGCCUUCUGGUGAAGGUGGCUCAUAUCAGCAGGAUGCGUCGGCUUCUGUCGCUGAUUUUGGACCUAGAGGGGGGUUCGGUUUUAGACGUGACGACGAUUUUAAUAAUCGAGAUUUUGAUCGUCCCCGUUGGGGCGAUAGAGGUGGGUUUGGAUGGGGUGAUAGAGGCGGAUUUGGGUGGGGUGGUUGCGUUCCGUGCCCUUUUUCUCCGCCUUGCGAUUGCCCAUUUGGCUACUUUUGCCAAUACCUGCCAAGAACAUGUUUUUCCUGCUCCCGCUACAAUUGCGUGCGCAGAUUCUUCUAA